This is a messenger RNA of Thunnus maccoyii (southern bluefin tuna), 2488 nucleotides long. Its product is annotated as myosin-13-like. The record is from RefSeq and is a predicted model, not a curated record. NCBI's taxonomy places the organism in Eukaryota, Metazoa, Chordata, Actinopteri, Scombriformes, Scombridae. Bases 520 to 2211 code for a protein of 563 amino acids. The transcript has a single exon.
ACAUUAGUUUGUCUGAAUGUAAAGUGAAGCUUCAUGUUUUAACUGAUUUAAUUUAUUUUAAGUCUUUUCACCAUAAUUACUCCAGUAGGCAUCCUUAAGUACAUGAGUAUUGUUGAGUACAUCCUCACAUACACACACGCACACACACAUACACACACACGCACACACAUACACACACACACACACACAAACACACGCACACACACAUACAGACACACACACUCUGUGACAUCACAGAAUGGGAUAGAAUGUUAUUCCUUUGAUGCAUCAUGGAAUGGUGUGAUGAUGUCAUCCCCUUUGAUACUUUGAUGUGUGUAUGAGAUCAAAGGAUCAAAGACUGAUAUUGCCUUUCAGUUUUCUUGAAGAUAGAUAUACGGGUUCAGACUUUAUUCAUCCUGCGGGAAAUUUAGGCACCCAGUAGCUUAUACAACGCAUACAAAACACCAAUACACACAAGAAUUAGCACCUAAUCUAUUCUAAUCUAUUGAUAAAUCAGAGUGUUUUGAACUGAUCAGUGCAAUGGAGAAAACAAUGAAGAAAACAAUGGAGAAACCAAUGAAGAAAACAAUGGAGAAAACAAUGGAGAAAACAAUGAAGAAAACAAUGGAGAAACCAAUGAGGAAAUCAAUGGAGAAAUCAAUGAAGAAGCCAAUGGAGCAACCAAUGAUAGAAGGAAAGAAAGAGGAACUUGUUCCAGUCGAAAUCCUUAAAUGGCAAGUGGACAGACAACUAUCACUCCAUGAAAAGGACAGAAAAUUCUGGCUGAAUGAAGUGGAUGCCAAAAGCAAAAAAAUAGACGUUCUUGAGGCUAAAGUCUCAGCUCUAGAAAAGGAAUUGGCGACUUCCAACAAAGACAGGGACAAGUUUGAAGAAGAGUUAAAGAUCACCCAAAAGCACGUUAAAGCCCUUUUAAAAAACGCUACUGUCACUGAUGAAAAAAACGUGCGUGAAGAGAAAAGGCUGAAUAAAUCUCUGGCAGGACUUCAGAAGCAGUUGACUGUUACGCGGGAACGUUAUGAGAAGACUAUUAAAGACCUGACAGAGCAGCAUGAAAAGAGGGAAGCCAGCAUGCAAGCAAAGUUCCAGAAGAGACAGGCACUUUAUGAAGAUGAAACAAAUAGGAAGAUGCAAGAAGAUAUGGAAAAAUAUCAGUCCGAGGUGGAAAAUUUGAAGGACGCGAACAAUAAGUGUGAGCGGGAAAUUAAACAAUUAAAUCAGUUAUUAGAUAUCAUAGACAAAGAGCAUGAAGAGGCUUUUCAGGAACAAGAGGACAGACAACAGAAGGAGAGGGAGACAGUCAAAGCUAAACAUUUCAAAGACUGCAUAGCAUUGAAAUCGAAGAUAAUGUCGCUGCUUGAGAAAAUCAAAGAACUAGAGAAUAGGGAAGAUCUGACUCGUAAAUUGAAUGCAGCGUAUGAGACUAUUCAAAAUUCAAAAUACAUCAUUAACAAGAAAAAUCAGGAGAUAGAACGUUUAAUUUCGGAAAAGAAAGAAGCACAAGAGAACUUUUCUAGCGAAAGGGACAACAAUGCUGUCCUACAAGCAACAUUAAACGACCUGCAGGAGAAACUCGACUCUCUGAAGACCAUGCUCACGAACGAGCAGACGAUGCUGAAAGACACAAAAGAAGACCUCAAUGGGGCCAGACAAAAAAAUCGCAUCUUAAAUGAUCAAAACCAGCUCCUCCGUUACAAAGUGGCGGCCCAUGAACCACAGCUUGAAAAGACUAAAUUUACGACGAAAGAUCUGCAGACGUAUCAGCUACGAUUCAAGGAGGAUUUAGAGGCAUGCUUACCUUUUCUUGAUAAGCCCAAGAAAUUAAGAAAAAGAGUCCUUCUCCUCAAAAGAUGCUACUUAGACGGCGAUGAUAGACUGCCAAUGGAUGAAAACACUCGAUUGGCCUAUCAACAUCAGAUUGACUGUUUAAAGAAAAAGCUUGCUAGCACUCUAGAGGUCAACAAGGCUCUUUCCAACGAAGUAAGAAAUCGUGAAAUGCGGAUACAGAGCAAUGCUAAAACUGCACACGAGGAAAGGGCCGCUUUAAUUGGACAUAUAAAUAAAAUGGUUGAGAAGCACAAACCACAGAAAGCAAAAUCAACCAGUAACCUAGGCUGUGUCCCAGUUAAAUUGCCACCUAUUAAAAAGCCUCAUCCUCCUACAGAACAGCAGCAGCACUUUUUAAGCUCAGAGCUCAGACGGCUCAGCAGUUAGCACAGCGGCCUCAUAUCUUGCCUUCCACAUGCCCACAUUCAACCAUUAAUGGUCAAUGCAAAAGCAUUCAUGAAUAUAAAAAAUGCAGAUAAUUGGGCUCCCAGUAGAAACCUGCUGAACAACUGAAGCUUAAGUUAUCAGAGAAACAAGCUGAGCAAACGUUAGCAGCAGCUGGGCUAGCAGUGCCAGCCAAACAUUGUCAGAGAAACAUUGAUUUUUAAUGUAAAACUGCUUUAUUCAGUGUUUUUACUGGUUUUAAUCACCGGGUUUGUUUGGA